AUGGAAACUGCUCCUGUUGCUUAUUCAAAUGUUGAAUUGAUAUGUCAAGGUGCUGAAGCACGUUUAUAUCGUUGUUUAUACUUUGGUCGUUGUUCAAUAAUCAAAGAACGUUUUAUUAAAACCUAUCGUCAUCCUGAACUUGAUCGUACAAUAACUUCUCAACGUUUAAGAAAUGAAGUUCGAUUAUUGACACGUGCAAAACAAUUAGGUAUCCAUACGCCAUCUAUUUAUCAUAUUGAUUUGGAUAAACGUCUUAUUGUUAUGGAAGAACUUGUUAAAUGUAAAACCGUUAAGCAAACUAUUGAUGAAUAUAUUACGAAUGAUGAUAGACAAAAUUUGGAAAAAUUGGCUCGAGAAAUUGGUCAUAUUAUAGCACGUUUGCAUGAAUCUCAGAUAGUCCAUGGUGAUUUAACAACAUCGAAUAUGUUACUGAUACCACCUUACAAUAAUCCUGAACAAGAUUUAUAUCUGAUUGAUUUUGGUCUUAGUUCAUUUGUAUCGAGUAAACAACAAAUAUUGGAAAAUAUAGCUGUAGAUUUAUAUGUACUUGAACGAGCCGUGAUAUGUACACAUGAAAAAGCAAAAAAUUUUUUUCAAAAUAUUUUAACAUCAUACAGACAAGCAAUUAAAGAUGAAAAGCAACGAGAACAAAUAAUUAAAAAAUAUGACGAAGUUAGAAUGAGAGGAAGAAAGAGAAGUAUGGUGGGAUAG
Didymodactylos carnosus is the source of this 711-nucleotide messenger RNA. NCBI's taxonomy places the organism in Eukaryota, Metazoa, Rotifera, Eurotatoria, Philodinida, Philodinidae. The record is from the annotation of a GenBank genome assembly.